AUGCUCACUGGAACUGAACCUUCCUUUGGCAUGUGGUGCAUCUAUAAAAAAGAGUUUCAAGAAGAAUUGAGAAUUUAUUACCGAGAAAGCGGCGUGGAAAAGCUUUUCAUUACGAAACUUCCCAUGAAAUGGUGUGCAUCUACAAGAAAGACUUGCAGGAAGAAUUUGGAAGAAAAUUACUGUGCUGUGAGAUCCGGAUUUUGUCAUAAUACGUUAUUUACCUCACUGGAUAUCUUACAAGAAAUACCUGACACUAGAUCCACGAGAUUUUGUAAUCCUGUAGUUAAUAUCAACGAUAACGUCGACCAAAAAAGUAAUGCAGAAGACGGUUCAUUUUUCGUUAACACGGAUAAUAGACAGGCCAGUGAAAAUACAUUUUACCCCGCGUUUUCUCCAUUUCAAAAUCAACCGUUAGGUCAUUCUAGACCUAUCUUCUUCACUCAACAAGACACAGCAUUUAGCCAGAGGACGCCUUUUCAAAAUAAUUUUGACAAUUCGGGAAGACACAGUGGAUACAAAGACUCCUACAUCUUCAACAACAACAACAACAACAACAACGCAUCGCCAAAACCCGAACAAGAAAGCAUCUUAGGAUCUGGUAAUUUCGGAGUCAUAACUGGUGGAACUUUCUACAGUGAGAAGGACGAGAAUUCGAAAUACGGGAACUACGAUUCGUUUUCCCACAACGGACACGGAAAACCUGCGUUUUAUUUUACAUCGCAAUCCAAACCCCAACCGUAUCAACAAGAACAGUUCGCUAAUUUCAAAGACUUUGCUGACAUCAAUACCCAAAAUGAUAGGCAAUAUUCACAAUAUGUUGUUGCCUAUGCUCCAAGAGAGAACGAUACGAUUGAGAGAGAAAAUCGAGGAGAAGAAACAGUGGUUACAAAACCAAUUCCAAAAAAUAUUAUUGAAAGCCUAACUCUAAUAGAUUCGGAACACAUAACUACAAUACCAGAGAAAAAACUAUCAGCGUCAAAGAGGAAGCUUGCUAUACUUAAACCAGAAAAGAAGCAUCUAAUAAAAAUUAUAAAGAAAACCAAAUCUAGAGAACUGGAAGAACCACUUCUGGCUUUAAGUUAA
Molecule: messenger RNA, 1083 nt
Organism: Diorhabda carinulata
Lineage: Eukaryota; Metazoa; Arthropoda; Insecta; Coleoptera; Chrysomelidae
Exons: 3
Coding region: 1-1083 (360 amino acids)
Source: RefSeq, a predicted model, not a curated record